AUGACAAGAAUUUUGACAGCUUGCAAAGUGGUGAAGACUUUGAAAGGCAGAUUGGAGUUUUGCAAUGUGUCUGCUGAUCACUGGAAUUUCUCAAGGACUGGUACCAGGUUGUUGAGCAUCAAGGCGCAGACAGCGAACUUGGUGCUGGAAGAUGGGACGAAGAUGAAGGGCUAUUCUUUUGGCUAUCCAUCCUCCACAGCAGGGGAAGUCGUAUUCAACACUGGUCUUUCUGGAUACACCGAAGCCUUGACAGAUCCCAGCUACAAAGGACAGAUUCUUACACUGGCUAACCCCAUAGUUGGGAAUGGUGGAGUGCCUGACACAGCUGCUUUGGAUGAAAUGGGCCUCAGGAGGUUUCUGGAGUCUGAUGGGAUCAAGGUUUCAGGUUUGCUGGUGCUGGAUUACAGCAAUGAGUACAGCCACUGGCAGGCUGCUAGGAGCCUGGGAGAGUGGUUGCAGGAAGAACAGGUGCCUGCCCUGUAUGGGAUUGAUACCAGAAUGCUGUCCAAAUUAAUUCGUGACAAGGGCACAGUACUUGGGAAGAUUGAAUUUGAAGGACAACCCAUGGAGUUUGCAGACCCAAAUAAACAAAACUUAAUUGCAGAAGUUUCAACAAAGGAAGUCAAGGUUUAUGGCAGAGGGAAUCCAAUUAAAGUUGUAGCUGUCGAUUGUGGGUUGAAGCACAACAUUAUUCGUCUGCUGGUAAAGCGAGGUGCAGAAGUGCAUUUAGUUCCAUGGGACCAUGAUUUUACCAGCAUGGAGUAUGAUGGGCUUAUAAUUUCCGGAGGUCCAGGGGAUCCCAUGAAGGCCCAGGAGGUGAUUCAGAAUGUCAGAAAGGUCCUGGAGAGCAAUCGUCCAGAGCCCUUGUUUGGGAUUAGCAUGGGGAAUCUAAUCACUGGAAUAGCAGCCGGAGCUACUUCCUACAAGAUGCAGAUGGCCAACAGAGGACAGAACCAGCCUGUCCUGAAUGCAGUGAAUGGACAGGCUGUCAUCACUGCUCAGAACCACGGUUAUGCCAUCGACAGCUCUACCCUCCCACCUGGCUGGAAGCCUCUCUUUGUGAAUGCCAAUGAUCAAACAAAUGAGGGAAUUAUGCAUGAGACCAGACCGAUUUUCACAGCACAGUUCUACCCAGAUGCAAAUCCUGGGCCAAGAGACACAGAGUUCCUGUUUGAUUCAUUUAUUUCACUGGUUAAAAGAGGGAAAGGCACUACCAUUUCCUCGGUCCUGCCCAAGGCUGGAGCAACAGCUUCCAGAGUGGAGGUCUCCAAAGUUCUCAUUCUAGGAUCCGGGGGUCUGUCGAUUGGUCAAGCAGGAGAAUUUGAUUACUCUGGAUCCCAGGCUGUGAAAGCCAUGAAGGAAGAAAAUGUGAAAAUCGUCCUCAUGAAUCCCAAUAUUGCUUCAGUGCAGACCAAUGAGACUGGCUUAAAGCAGGCUGAUGCUGUCUACUUCCUCCCCAUCACUCCACACUUUGUCACAGAGGUCAUCAAGGCGGAGCGCCCCGAUGGAUUAAUUCUGGGCAUGGGUGGCCAGACUGCCCUCAACUGUGGAGUGGAACUCUUCAAGCGAGGAGUCCUGCAGGAGUAUGGUGUGAAGGUCCUAGGUACAUCAGUUGAAUCCAUCAUGGCUACAGAGGAUAGAAAGCUUUUUUCCGAUAAACUGACUGAGCUAAAUGAAAAGAUUGCUCCUAGCUUUGCAGUGGAAUCGAUUGAAGAUGCUCUGAAGGCAGCUGAAAAGAUUAGCUACCCAGUCAUGAUACGUUCUGCUUAUGCCCUUGGUGGUCUGGGGUCAGGCAUAUGUCCUGAUAAGGAAAGUUUGCUGGACCUUGGUACAAAGGCGUUUGCAAUGACUAACCAAAUUCUGGUGGAAAAGUCAGUUGUUGGCUGGAAGGAGAUAGAGUAUGAAGUUGUGAGAGAUGCUGCUGAUAACUGUAUUGCUGUCUGCAAUAUGGAAAACAUUGAUGCUAUGGGAGUCCACACAGGGGAUUCUGUUGUAGUGGCUCCAAGCCAGACACUCACUAAUGAGGAAUUUCAGAUGCUGAGGGAUCGUGCCAUCAAAGUUGUCCGACAUUUGGGCAUCGUGGGAGAGUGUAAUAUCCAGUUUGCUCUGCAUCCGACUUCCCUGGAGUACUACAUCAUUGAAGUUAAUGCCAGACUCUCAAGAAGUUCAGCUUUGGCCUCCAAGGCAACAGGGUAUCCAUUAGCGUUCAUUGCUGCCAAAAUUGCCUUGGGGAUCCCCUUGCCAGAAAUCAAGAACGUGGUGACAGGAAAAACCUCUGCCUGCUUUGAGCCCAGCCUGGAUUACGUUGUUACCAAGAUACCCCGGUGGGAUUUGGACCGUUUUCAGCAUACGUCCAACCGGAUUGGAAGCUCCAUGAAGAGCGUGGGAGAGGUCAUGGCUAUUGGACGCACUUUUGAAGAGAGCUUCCAAAAGGCCCUGAGAAUGUGCCACCCCUCUGUAGAUGGCUUCACUUCACAUCUGCCUAUGAAUAAAGCCUGGCCAGCCAUCGUGGAUCUCCAGAAGGAACUCUCUGAGCCAUCCAGCACUCGGAUGUAUGCAAUAGCCAAGGCCUUGGAAAAUGAAGUCCCUGUGGAUGUCAUUCACAAACUCACAGCCAUUGACAAAUGGUUCCUCUAUAAGAUGCGCAGCAUUGUGAACAUGGAGAAGAUCCUGAAGGAAGUGAACCGUGAAACAGUUCCAGAAGAGACACUGAGGAGAGCCAAACAGAUUGGGUUCUCAGACAAACAGAUUGGGAAAUGCCUGAGGCUGACUGAAGUCCAGUGCCGUCAGCUGAGACUGAGGAAGAAUAUAGUACCGUGGGUGAAGCAGAUCGACACACUGGCAGCAGAAUACCCAGCAGUAACUAAUUACCUCUACAUCACGUACAACGGACAGGAACAUGAUGUAAAAUUUGAUGAUUGUGGAGUGAUGGUGUUGGGCUGUGGACCGUAUCACAUAGGCAGCAGUGUGGAGUUUGAUUGGUGUGCUGUCUCCAGUAUCCGCACACUGCGUGAGCUUGGCAACAAGACCGUCGUAGUGAAUUGCAACCCGGAGACAGUGAGCACAGAUUUUGAUGAGUGUGACAGACUGUACUUUGAGGAGCUGUCAUUGGAAAGGAUCCUGGACAUCUACCAAUAUGAGGGAUGCAGUGGUUGCAUUAUUUCUGUAGGUGGGCAGAUUCCCAAUAACUUGGCAGUGCCACUGCACCAGAGCGGAGUGAAGAUCCUUGGCACAAAUCCUUUGCAGAUUGACCGGGCAGAAGAUCGCUCCAUAUUUUCAGCUGUUCUGGAUGAGCUGCAUGUGGCCCAGGCUCCCUGGAAGGCAGUCAGCACACUGAGAGAUGCAGUUGAAUUUGCAAGCUCUGUGAGUUACCCAUGUUUGCUGAGGCCUUCCUAUGUUCUGAGUGGGUCUGCAAUGAAUGUAGUAUCCACUGAAGAGGAAAUGAAGAAGUUCUUAGCAGAAGCCACCAGAGUCUCUCAGGAUCACCCUGUGGUACUCACUAAAUUUAUUGAAGAUGCCCGUGAGGUGGAAAUGGAUGCUGUAGCCAAGGCAGGAAGAGUUAUCUCACAUGCUAUUUCAGAGCAUGUGGAGGAUGCAGGCGUUCACUCUGGAGAUGCCACCCUUAUGUUACCCACACAGACUAUUAGCCAGGGAGCCUUGGAGAAGGUAAAAGCUGCUACAAAAAAGAUUGCAGAUGCCUUUGCCAUCUCUGGUCCAUUCAACAUUCAGUUUCUGGUACGAGGCAACAAUGUGCUGGUGAUAGAGUGCAACUUGCGGGCUUCACGCUCUUUCCCUUUUGUAUCGAAGACUCUGGGUGUGGACUUUAUCGAUGUGGCUACGAAAGUGAUGAUUGGAAAAGAGGUUAAUGAGUCAUCUCUCCCCACACUGGAACAUCCCAUUAUUCCAUCCAAAUAUGUUGGGAUUAAGGCCCCAAUGUUUUCCUGGUCCCGUCUGAGAGAUGCUGACCCUGUUCUCCGAUGUGAAAUGGCCUCUACUGGGGAGGUCGCGUGCUUUGGGGACAAUGUGUCCUCUGCCUUCCAGAAAGCUAUGCUUGCCACUGGGUUUACGUUUCCUAAGGAAGGAAUUUUGAUUGGAAUCCAGAAGUCCUUCCGCUCCAGAUUCCUCAGCGUAGCAGAACUACUGCAUGAGGAAGGUUUCAAGCUUUAUGCCACAGAACCAACCUCAGACUGGCUCAGUGCUAACGGUAUCCCAGCAAAUCCUGUGGCAUGGCCAUCUCAGGAAAGCCAGAGUCCGAGCCUCCCUCCAGUCAGGACGCUGAUAAGAGAUGGGAAAAUAGAUCUGGUGAUUAACCUGCCUAACAGCAACACCAAGUUUGUCCAUGAUAAUUACGUGAUCCGGAGGAUGGCUAUUGACAGUGGGAUUGCUCUGCUCACUAAUUUCCAGGUGACAAAGCUUUUUGCUGAAGCUGUCAAAUACUCCGGGAAAUUGGACUCCAGGAGUCUCUUCCACUACAGACAGUUUGACAAUGGAAACACUGCAUAGAAGAACUAUC
Molecule: messenger RNA, 4513 nt
Organism: Gavia stellata (red-throated loon)
Lineage: Eukaryota; Metazoa; Chordata; Aves; Gaviiformes; Gaviidae
Gene: CPS1
Product: carbamoyl-phosphate synthase 1
Exons: 38
Coding region: 1-4503 (1500 amino acids)
Biological process (GO): L-glutamine metabolic process; 'de novo' pyrimidine nucleobase biosynthetic process; L-arginine biosynthetic process
Cellular component (GO): cytoplasm; carbamoyl-phosphate synthase complex
Molecular function (GO): metal ion binding; carbamoyl-phosphate synthase (glutamine-hydrolyzing) activity; ATP binding
Source: RefSeq, a predicted model, not a curated record